AUGUCCUUCUUCCAGCGUUUAGUGUCAUACGUGAUCAACGAUGUGGCCGUAAAGGCUCUGUCCAACUCGCGCGCCUUCCAGCGAUUUGCACUGAAGACACAUUACCACAUGGAGGACGCCAAGACGAUGGCCUCCACAAGCGCCGAUGUACUCAAGAAUUCGUUCGAGACUUACGCGCCAAAGGUCAAGGAGUUUGGUGAGGCUUUUCGAGAGGAAUUGGCGCGAGACAUGAAAAAGGCUAUUUUUGUAUUCCUGAAGUGCAUGCUUGACUUGGUUUCUUCCACGAGUUUACAUUUGUUGGUACACGCAAGACAUGCAAGCUUUGAUGGCAGUGUCUAG
This is a messenger RNA of Peronospora farinosa, 339 nucleotides long. NCBI's taxonomy places the organism in Eukaryota, Oomycota, Peronosporomycetes, Peronosporales, Peronosporaceae. The record is from the annotation of a GenBank genome assembly.